AUUAUGCUACAUGUUUGUCAGUUCAUCCAAUUAUUCGAUGCCUUUUUCCCUUCUUCCAAUAGUAGAGUAUUAGAUUCUAUCAAAUCUUCUUCCCCUGUGGAACAUUUUCGUUAUUUUACACAAGGUCUAACCCUUGUGGGACCUUCAUUUCUCUUAAAUUAGUUGCAGGGGAUUCAUUUAAAGACACCUUAUUGGAGCACCUCUCCUUCUAAUUUCUCAAGGCUGCUUCACUAGUUUGAAGUUUCAAGAAUUUAUUAUAUCAUCAUGUUUUUCUCAAUUUUAGACUGUCCAUUUUCCCACUUGAAACUUAACAUUGUUGCAGUAAUAUCCUCUCCCUUUUCAUGUUUGACAAACUCUGUUCCCAUUUUUUCUCUCAUCUCUUUUGCCCUUUAAAGUUAGACAACUCUAGAAACCUUUAAAAUCCAAAAGGGUCUUGUUUUCUUGAUUUUGACAGACUUGAAACUAGUUACUCCUUUUUUCUAAAUGCAAAAAUAAAAUAAAAGGGGCUUCAUCAACUACAUGGUUCUUGAGUAAAGUUCCAAACUUUAUCCAUUUUCAGUGUUUCUUGAAGUGGUGGAAUGAAGAAUCUUGGGGCAGUGCUACCACUGUUUGUUUUCAUUUGGGGACUGCAAAAUAAACGUGGGAACUGUGAAAGACCUGAUAUUGUGAAUGUUGGUGCAGUAUUCAGUUUUAAUUCAGUUAUAGGCAGGGCAGCAAAGACUGCUAUGAAGUUAGCAGAAUCUGAUAUCAAUGGGGAUCCCAGCAUUUUGAAUGGAACUAAACUUGAUUUGAUUCUGACUGAUUCUGAUUGCAGUGUCUUUAAGGGGUCCAUUGCAGCUUUACAGGUAAUUGAGAAGCAAGUGGUAGCAAUAAUUGGUCCACAGUCUUCUGCAAUAGCUCAUAUGAUUUCUUUCAUUUCUAAUGGUCUUCAAGUUCCUCUUAUCUCUUAUGCUGCCACUGAUCCAACACUCUCUUCCCUCCAAUUCCCAUUUUUUCUUCGAACCACACAGAGCGAUUUGUACCAAAUGGAAGCUGUUGCCGACAUUGUCUACUUUUACGAAUGGAAAGAAGUCGUUGCUAUAUUUCUGGAUGACGACUAUGGGAGAAAUGGCAUAGCUGCUUUAAAUGAUGCACUUGCUAAGAAAAUGGCAAAGAUCUCCUAUAAGCUUCCGUUACAUAUCAAUUAUGAAUUCACUGACAUUAUUUAUGUGCUAAAUCAGUCGAGAUCAUUAGGACCUCGUGUUUUUGUUGUGCAUAUUAACCCUGAUUCUCAAUUAAGAUUCUUCGACGCAGUCCAGAAGCUGAAAAUGACUGGCAGUAAUUAUGUGUGGCUUAUGACUGAUUGGUUUUCUACCACUUUAGAUUCUUUCUCCCCAAAAAACAGAUCUUAUCUGAGCACUCUUGAAGGAGUAGUUAGCCUUCGUCCCUAUAUUCCACAAACUACACAGAAAAGGGGCUUUUUGUCUCGCUGGAGAAAAUUGUAUCGCUCAGAAUUGACUGCAUAUGGUCUUUAUGCCUAUGAUACUGUGUGGGUGGUUGCACGUUCGAUUAAUAACCUACUUCAACAGGGAGGCAACAUAAGCUUUUCUCUCAGCAAUAUGUUAAACGGUACAACAAGUGAUCAAUUAAAGCUUGGGAAACUUAGAGAAUUUGAUGAUGGAGAACUACUAAUGAAUAUCUUAUCAAAAACAAACUUCACUGGCUUGACAGGAAAGAUUCAUUUCAGUCCUGACCGAAAUCUUAUUGGUAACGGUUAUGAAGUCAUUAACAUUGCACAACAGGAAAUUCGCACAGUUGGUUACUGGUCAAAUUUUUCUGGUCUCUCGAUUUUACCUCCAAAAGCACUACAAAAUGAAGAAACAGCUGUUAACAGGUUAAAUCAGAAUCUCAGAGUUGUAACUUGGCCUGGUGGGAAGAGCGAAACACCGCGUGGUUGGGUUAUUGCUAAUGAUGGAAGACCCUUGAGAAUUGGAUAUCCAAGAAGAGCCAGUUUUCCUGAGUUUGUGACAUUGAAUGUCAGCAGCCGCAAGGCACAAGGUUAUUGCAUAGAUCUCUUUGAUGAAGCGCAAAAGCUUGUGCCUUAUGAUGUUCCUUUCAGAUUUGACCCAUUUGGUACUGGUCUUGCCAAUCCAAAUUAUGAUCAGCUUGUGGAUAUGGUGGCAGCUGAUGUUUUUGAUGCAGCCGUUGGAGACAUUACUAUUGUCACAAAUAGGACAAGGAUGGUUGAUUUCACUCAGCCUUAUGUAUCUACAGGCCUUGUCAUAGUAGCUCCGGUAGAUAAUUCAGAAACAAGUGCUUGGGUUUUCCUCAAGCCUUUUACACUGGAAAUGUGGGGUGUUACAGCUCUUUCAUUUCUUAUAAUAGCGGUGGUCAUUUGGAUACUCGAGCAUCGCGUCAAUGAUGACUUUCGUGGUCCUCCAAAGAGACAGAUAAUAACAAUGUUCCUGUUCAGCUUCUCGACACUUUUCAAAACAAACCAAGAAAAUACCGUAAGCACUCUUGGUCGAAUGGUAAUGGUGGUUUGGCUAUUCUUACUCCUGGUGAUCUCAUCAAGCUAUACAGCAAGUUUGACAUCCAUCCUUACUGUACAUCAACUUUCAUCACCGAUCACAGGGAUUGAAAGUUUGAUAACAAGCAACUCGCUUAUUGGAUAUCAAGUUGGGUCAUUUGCUUAUAGCUAUUUGAAAGAUAUUCUCAACAUAGCUCCAUCAAGACUAAUAUCUCUACGCUCCCCGGAAGAAUUUGAAAUUGCUCUGCGACGAGGCUCAGGAAAUGGAGGAGUGAUGGCAAUUGUUGAUGAACUUCCAUACAUGGAGCUGUUCCUUCAAAAUCGUACUGAUUUUGGGAUCAUUGGUCGACCAUUUACUAAGAGCGUAUGGGGUUUUGCUUUCAAAAAGGAUUCUCCUCUGGCUGCAGACAUAUCAACAGCAAUCCUCAAACUGGCCGAGAGUGGGAAACUUCAAGAGAUACACGACAACUGGUUUUGCCGAUUAGGAUGUCCAACAGAUAGGAGAAAAGACUCGGAGCCUAACCAGCUCCACUUGAGCAGCUUUUGGGCACUCUAUCUUUUAUCUGGUGCUGUCACUGUCCUUGCUUUGUUAGUCUUUUUAUUUAGAAUUAUCCGCCAAUAUAUACGAUACAAAAGGAAGCAGAAGGUUGCAGGCCUUUCUUCUCCCUCAAACACCAGAUGUUCACAGGUGAUCUACAGUUUCUUUGACUUUAUUGAUGAGAAGGAAGAAGCCAUCAAAAGAAUUUUUGGUCAACAUGAUAGUUCUCAAACUCAAACAAAUGGAUAAUCUUUGCUCAAAUAGUUUCUUAUUGAAGUGGAGUAUACAUGUGACUGAGAUUUAGUGAUACUUACUAGUUAGAGACUAUAUGUUUUGUACAAAUGCCUAUACCAAUUAUGCAGGAUUAUAAUGUAAAAGCUCUCAGUUUCUCCCA
Lycium barbarum (goji berry) is the source of this 3441-nucleotide messenger RNA. RefSeq names its product glutamate receptor 3.7-like. The record is from RefSeq and is a predicted model, not a curated record. The transcript has 6 exons. Bases 579 to 3296 code for a protein of 905 amino acids. Gene Ontology annotation, biological process: G protein-coupled receptor signaling pathway. Gene Ontology annotation, molecular function: glutamate-gated receptor activity; G protein-coupled receptor activity. NCBI's taxonomy places the organism in Eukaryota, Viridiplantae, Streptophyta, Magnoliopsida, Solanales, Solanaceae. Gene Ontology annotation, cellular component: plasma membrane.